CACCCGGCCCCGGGACUGUGCUCGGCCGGAAGUGGCCGCUGAGGACCGGGGGCGGGUUUGGUGUGCGGGGCCUGCCACGGCAGGUAACAAGCCGUAGAGAAUCGGGAUGGAGGCCGUAGCGACAGCGACUGCGACGGCGGCGACGGAACCCGGUGAAGGCUGCGCGGAGCCCAGUCCUGGGCACUGGGGGGAGCUGAGCUGGACGCCGGUCCCAUCCAGACCCCAGGACAAGGCAGAAGCAGCAGAGGGAGCGCCAAGGGCCCUAGACACUGACCCCCCAGAGGUCGAGGACGCGGCAGUGAGUGCCAUGCUGCGCGCCGUGGCUGCCAGCCGCCUGCCCGUGUGCAGCCAGCAGCAGGGCGAGCCCGACCUGACCGAGCAGGAGAAGGUGGCCAUCCUGGGCCAGCUGUACCAUGAGAAGCCACUGGUGUUCCUGGAGCGCUUCCGCACGGGCCUCCGGGAGGAGCACCUGGCCUGCUUUGGCCACUUGCGCGGUGACCACCGCGCGGACUUCUACUGCGCCGAGGUGGCCCGGCAAGGCAGCACCCGACCCCGCACCCUGCGCACCCGCCUGCGUAACCGCCGCUACGCUGCCCUGCGUGAGCUCAUCCAAGGGGGCGAGUACUUCAGCGACGAGCAGAUGCGGUUUCGGGCCCCGCUGCUGUACGAGCAGUACAUCGGGCAGUACCUGACCCUAGAGGAGCUCAGCGCCCGCACCCCGGCCCACCAGCCGCCCAAGCCCGGCCCCCCCGGCGCUCCCGCCUGCCCGCUCUCCGACCUGCUGCUCCAGUCCUACCAGGAGCGGGAGCUGCAGCAGCGGCUGCUCCAGCAGCAGGAGGAGGAGGAGGCCUGCCUGGAGGAGGAGGAAGAGGAGGAGGACAGCGACGAGGAAGACCAGAGGCCUGGCAUAGACUCGGAGGCCUGGGUCCCCGACUCAGAAGAGAGGCUGAUCCUGCGGGAAGAGUUCACCAGCCGGAUGCACCAGCACUUCUUGGACGGCAAGGAUGGAGACUUUGACUACAGCACCGUGGACGACAACCCUGACUUCGACAACCUGGACAUAGUGGCCCGGGAUGAAGAGGAGAGGUACUUCGAUGAGGAGGAGCCCGAGGACGCACCCAGCCCAGAGCUGGACGGGGACUGAUGGCUGCGGCCGCCCACCCCGCCCACCCCGUCCCCCGCCCCAGCAAGGCCGCUGAUGACAGGCCGGCUCAGUGACUUUCUCUAGGCGACAGCAGGGUGGCUGCCCUCUAACACCAAGACUCGCUGGGUCUGGUCCCAUCUCCGCAGCUCCCUCCCCCUUGCUCUCCAUUUCCUUCUCCCCCUGAACCCUGGUGCCUCUCUCCCUCUUCUCUCCUCUCUCUCAGUCUUUUUCUCACCACCUUUCUGUCUCCUGCUUUCUGUGUCUCUCCCUCUUUCCCCCCUCUCUCUGUGCCCCGGCCUCUGUUCCCACAGCAGGGCGCAGGAUGAACAUCCUCCCCUUGACCUAGGCCAGUGGGGCCCUUGUCGCUGGAGCUGGCCAGGUGGAACCCAGAGCGGCGCUCCGCCUCUCCCUCCCCAGCCCCGCCUCUGCUCUCCUGCCCCUCUGUGCUUGAGGCUCAGUCUCACACUCGCACCUCCUUGCCUCUGUUGCGUUCCACCUCCUUCGGCCUCCCUCUCUGGGCCCAUGGCUCUUCCCGCCCAUACACGUCCAUCUUUCGCAGCCUCUGUGCUGGCUCUGUCCCUCUCUGUCUCUCAGCCUUUAUCUCUGGGUUUCAGUACCCCCCGCAACCAAGGCCCUGAGCAUCCCCCAUCCUGGCUGCUGUGGGCCACAGAGCCUGACUGCUGAGUAAUCGGGCCUCGCUGUGGGCAGUGGGGCGACCUUGGGGGUGGCCACCGGCUCUCACCUCUCCCUCAGGACCCAGGUUUGGGAGAGGUGAGCAGGGGCAGCAUGGGAUCGUGGGCCUGCCAGGUUGGGUAUAGAGGGAGAGGAGGGGCUUUCUCCUCGCAGCCCCACCAGCCCCCCUCUGCCCAGCCACAAUUUUCCCUUCCUUCACUUCCUCCACCUCCCUCUCCCUCUCCUGUUUACACUUCCCAAAUAUGCACAGGCUGUUAUCAUGGGUCCUGAGUCAUCUCACACACACACACACACACACACACACACACACACACACACACACACACACACACACACACACACACACACACACACACACACACACACACACACACACACACACACACACACACACACACACACACACACACACACACACAGCCGGCCCCAGCAUCCCUGCCCCAAGCCGGCCCCACGGAGCCCCCUGCCGCCCUGGGCUAAUGGGAGCCAGAUGGCCGCCUGGUGACUCAGCCACUGGCCUGUGGGAACCCAGGCAUCCCGCCUUCCCAUGCCCCCAUACCCAGCUCACGCUCCCCCAGUAGACAGACGCAGGGAAGGGGCCAGCUGCUAGCGGGGGAGGACACAGGCCAUGUGUUGGAGAGGUGGGGCCCGGGGACCCCUCACUCCUGUGAGCCAGGCCUGAAGGACCCUCAAAACUGCCUCCUCCAGCAUGCGGCCCAGAGUGCCGGGGAGACCCCACGGACUCCUGGGGCCACAGCUUUUGACCCCCAGGCCUCACCUCUGCCCUCUGGCUCAACUGGAAUUAGAGCCAGACACAGAAAGUGAGAGCUAGACAGAGGCCGAGGGAUGUUCAGACAGACUAUUAAAUAAGGAAACUUCCGGUUACUGAGCAGUUCUGCCCUGUGCCAGGUCCCAGCAAGGUGCCUGAUGCCGCACUGAAUCCUCCACACAGCCCCGCGAACGAGGGGCUCAGCUCCAUUCCGUAUGUGGGUCACAGGAGGCCCAGAAUGGAGAUGUCACGUACUCAAGGCCACGUGGCCAUCAGAGAUGGAAACUCGGGUGUAGAAUCGUAAGUCCUGGAGACCACCUCCUGGCCUGCCUGUCCGCUCUCAGGGCCAUGCAGAGUAGACAGACACACAGACUUCUUCAGGGGUAACGACUGAAGGAGAGUUAGCUGUUGAGGAUAACAGCAGCUAACACCUUUGGGGCCCUCCUGGCGCGCUAGGCACUGUCCUUCCUAUGCACAGACGGACGGCAUCAUCUAGUGUAUAGUACCUGAGUCACUGAACCAUCACAGAGGUCCCAUGCAGUAUAAACUGUCAGUACUGAUAGGGUGUCUCCCAGAGGAGGCCCAAGGCGAUCCAGCCCGCUGGACUCAAACUGGGAGAGAUGUUUUUCUCUCAGGUGCUUGCAUUGAUGCCCUCAAGUUGUGAGAGGUCUUUCAUAAUACAGGCAUCAGCCCUGGGUGAUGUGCACAUUUUUCACCAGUCUAUCAUUUGAUCAUUAAAUUUGUGAUACACUG
This is a messenger RNA of Eubalaena glacialis (North Atlantic right whale), 3359 nucleotides long. It is a transcript of the gene CCDC97, whose product is annotated as coiled-coil domain containing 97. The record is from RefSeq and is a predicted model, not a curated record. The transcript has 5 exons. Bases 107 to 1144 code for a protein of 345 amino acids. Lineage: Eukaryota; Metazoa; Chordata; Mammalia; Artiodactyla; Balaenidae.